Messenger RNA from Orycteropus afer afer, 1845 nucleotides. It is a transcript of the gene ANO10, whose product is annotated as anoctamin 10. Lineage: Eukaryota; Metazoa; Chordata; Mammalia; Tubulidentata; Orycteropodidae. Gene Ontology annotation, biological process: chloride transmembrane transport. Gene Ontology annotation, cellular component: plasma membrane. Gene Ontology annotation, molecular function: chloride channel activity. The record is from RefSeq and is a predicted model, not a curated record.
AUGAAAGUUACCUUAUCAGCUUUGGAUACUUAUGAGGCUUCUUUCACGCCUUUAGUAGUCAUAGAACUUGCCCAGGAUGUCAAAGAAGAAACCAAAGAAUGGCUGAAAAACAGAAUUAUUGCUAAAAAGAAAGAUGGAGGUGCCCAGCUGUUGUUUAGACCCUUGUUAAAUAAAUAUGAGAAAGAAACAUUAGAAAAUCAGAACUUAUAUCUUGUUGGUGCUUCCAAUAUUAGACUGCUACUAGGGGCGGAAGCACUGGGCUUGGUAAAAGAGUGCAAUGAUAACACCAUGAGAGCCUUCACCUACGGAACUCGACAGAACUUCAAAGGUUUUGAUGAUAAUAAUGAUGAUUUCCUCACAAUGGCAGAAUGUCAAUUCAUUAUCAAGCAUGAACUUGAAAAUCUAAGAGCCAGAGAUGAAAAAAUGAUCCCUGGUUAUCCCUUGGCAAAGUUGUAUCCAGGAAAAUCAUUAUUGAGAAGAUUGAUCACAUCUGGUAUUGUGAUUCAGGUGUUUCCACUGCAUGAUAAUGAGGCCCUGAAGAAGCUUGAGGAUACCUGGUAUUCUCGACUGACCCUGAAGUAUCAGCCCUUAGAUAACAUUCGUGGCUACUUUGGGGAGACGAUCGGUCUUUACUUUGGAUUUUUGGAAUAUUUCACUUUUGCCUUAAUCCCCAUGGCCGUCAUUGGGUUGCCUUACUACAUGUUUGUGUGGGAAGACUAUGACAAGUAUGUGAUCUUCGCGUCAUUUAACUUGAUCUGGUCCACAGUGAUCCUGGAGGUGUGGAAGCGUGGCUGUGCCAACAUGACGUACAGGUGGGGCACACUGGUCAUGAAGAGGCAGUUUGAGGAGCCCCGGCCAGGAUUUCAUGGGGUUCUUGGUAUCAAUCCUGUCACCGGCAGGGAGGAGCCGCUCUACCCCAGCUACAAGAGACAGAUGCGCAUUUACCUGGUCUCUCUGCCCUUUGUGUGCCUCUGUCUCUAUUUCUCUCUGUAUGUCAUGAUGAUUUACUUUGACUUGGAGGUCUGGGCCUUGGGGCUACAUGAGAACAGCGAGUCUGAGUGGACCAGUGUCUUGUUGUACGUGCCCAGCAUCAUCUAUGCCAUUGUGAUCGAAAUCAUGAACCGCCUCUAUCGAUAUGCUGCUGAGUUUUUAACUUCAUGGGAGAAUCACAGAUUGGAAUCUGCCUACCAGAAUCAUUUAAUUCUGAAAGUUUUAGUGAGCUUGGCCACUCUCCUGAUUACCUCACAGAUCCUUAACCAAAUUGUAGAAUCUCUUCUUCCUUACUGGCUUCAGAAGAGGCAUGGUGUACAGGUGAAGAGGAAGCUGCAGGCUUUAAAGGCAGAUAUCGAUGCUACAUUAUAUGAGCAAGUCAUUCUGGAAAAAGAAAUGGUAACCUAUUUGGGCACCUUUGAUGAUUAUUUGGAACUAUUCCUGCAAUUUGGUUAUGUGAGCCUUUUCUCCUGUGUUUAUCCAUUAGCAGCUGCCUUUGCUGUGUUAAAUAACUUCACUGAAGUCAACUCAGAUGCCUUAAAAAUGUGCAGGGUCUUCAAACGUCCAUUCUCAGAACCUUCUGCCAAUAUUGGUGUAUGGCAGUUGGCUUUUGAAACAAUGAGUGUUAUAUCUGUGGUCACUAACUGUGCUCUGAUUGGAAUGUCACCACAAGUGAAUGCACUCUUUCCAGAGGCAAAAAUGGACCUAAUUUUGAUUGUAGUAGCAAUAGAGCAUGCACUCCUGGCUUUAAAGUUUAUACUUGCAUUUGCCAUUCCUGAUAAGCCACGGCAUAUCCAGAUGAAACUGGCCAGAUUGGAAUUUGAGUCCUUGGAAGCACUCAAGCAGCAGUCUUGA